UCUCAUAUUCGACUCCCGCAGAGAUGGUCGGCUGCUUCUCGGCGCUCAACAACCCCCUGAAGCGGCUGCCCCAGAGCCCCGAGAGCGUGGACACCAAGUUCUGGCUGAUGACGCGCUCCAACCAGACGCACACGCCGCAGCGGCUGCGUUACGGUGACGGCCUGCGCUCGCUCAUUUCGUCCGACUUCGACCCCAACAAGACCACGCGGGUGCUCAUCCACGGCUUCAAGGGCUCGGCGCACGACGACGGCGCGCUGGCGGGCGCCACGGCCUUCCUCAACAUGGAGGACAUCAACAUGGUCAUGGUGGACUGGGAGAAGGGCGCCUCUUCGCCCUACACCACGGCAGCCGCCAACACGGAGCUCAUCGGCAGGCAGGUGGGCCUGCUGCUGCUCGACAUGCUGUCGGUGGGCGCGCCGCCCGACUCCAUCCACGUGGUGGGCUUCUCGCUGGGCGCGCACGUGGCGGGCUGCGCCGGCCAGGUGGUCAAGAACAGGGGCCGCAUGAUCGGCCGCAUCUCGGGCCUGGACCCCGCGUCCCCGCUGUUCCGGCGCCAGCUGCUCCGCGAGGCCGCGCAGAAGCUGGACGCCGGCGACGCGCGCUUCGUCGACGUGAUCCACACGGACGGCGGCGCCCUCUGGACGGACGGCUUCGGCCUGCCCGGGGCGCUGGGCCACGUCGACUACUUCCCCAACGGCGGUCGGCAGCAGCCCGGCUGCAGUGACCCCAGGGCCUCCGUGGUCGUCAGCCACUUCGAGGGGGUGGUGAACUCGACCACUGUCUGCAGCCAUGCCCGCGCCUGGUCGCUGUUCCUGGAAACCAUCGCGGUGCCCAAGCCCGGUCACUGUCAGUUCCAGGGCUACCCCUGCCCGCAGGGCAUCACCGCCUUCCAGCAGGGGCACUGCUUCCCCACACUCAAGUCCUGCACGCCAUCGGACCCAGACGCGCCGCUGCCAUCCUCGUGCGGUGUGAUGGGGUUGCGCGCCCAAGAGACACCGGCCAGGGGCCCGUUGUACCUGGUCACCAGGGACGCGUACCCUUUCUGUGGUGACCAGAUCCUGGCCGCGGUGCAAAUCUCCAAGCAGACCGGGCCCACCCGGGGGAUCCUCCAGCUGCAACUCCUACACGGCUCCAGCACCACCAGCUUCCAGAUGCAGUGCGAGUUACUGGACGCUCAGGGCGGCGAGGUGAAGGCGCUUGCGGCCGCUCAGUGGGGGACCCUCGGCCCUGAGAUCACACCCCUCCUCGCGGCGCGCAUCUCCUACCAGUCCCUCGCCUUUCAGACGGAGCCACCGCCCACCUCCGCGGACCCUGGGCCAGCUGCCAAAACCUCCCCGGCGCCCACCCUGUACAUCGACAGGGUGACGAUUCGCAAUCUGCGAGGCGACAGUUGGCAGUACUGUGGCAUAGGCACGCCCCUCAUCCACGCUGGGGGCACCAUGUUCGACCAAGUGACAGUAGAUCUCGGGCUUAAGCCGUGCUGAUCUUGAGCUCAUCGGCCAAUUUUUCGCACCAAAUUGAGACUGCAGCUGCCCAAAGGUCACGACGUUUUGGCCGUGUUGUUUUGGACGGGCCUUAACGUGCUGAUUGUGAUAAAUCGCCGUGACUUUUUUGUGUGUCGUCGGAUUGUGCAGUCUAUUUGACGGCUGCUCAUGAUUAAAUCAUAAAAAUAUAUUGUAUCUGCAGAACAGAUACUUUCAAUAAAAGACAAGUUUUCAGAGAAGAAAGCAGAAGGAAAACGGAAGAUAGUUUUGUUGUGAUCAAAGGAUUUUAGAUCUCCGUGAAGUUACCAAAAUAUGUUGUCUCUCAGUAGGGCAGUUACUGACGAAACGAAAAUCUUUUGAUAUGAUUAUUGUUAAUGAUGUUGUUUUGUUAUUGUUGAAAUAUAAAUGUUACGAUUUUUUUUA
This is a messenger RNA of Frankliniella occidentalis (western flower thrips), 1907 nucleotides long. RefSeq names its product pancreatic triacylglycerol lipase-like. The record is from RefSeq and is a predicted model, not a curated record. The coding region runs from base 24 to 1484 and encodes 486 amino acids. NCBI's taxonomy places the organism in Eukaryota, Metazoa, Arthropoda, Insecta, Thysanoptera, Thripidae. The transcript is spliced from 8 exons. Gene Ontology annotation, molecular function: lipase activity. Gene Ontology annotation, biological process: lipid metabolic process.